Scaptodrosophila lebanonensis is the source of this 4448-nucleotide messenger RNA. Its product is annotated as endoplasmic reticulum aminopeptidase 2. The transcript has 13 exons. Gene Ontology annotation, molecular function: zinc ion binding; metalloaminopeptidase activity; peptide binding. Gene Ontology annotation, cellular component: cytoplasm. Lineage: Eukaryota; Metazoa; Arthropoda; Insecta; Diptera; Drosophilidae. The record is from RefSeq and is a predicted model, not a curated record. The coding region runs from base 445 to 3792 and encodes 1115 amino acids. Gene Ontology annotation, biological process: peptide catabolic process; proteolysis.
CAUACGUACAUAUAUCCACCUCUUUUGGAGCAACUUGGCGCGUAAAUUUCAUACAUUUAUAUAAAUUGGAAACAAAACGAAGCAAUUUUCUGCACACCUUUUUCGCAGUCGUCGGAAUAAACAACAACAAAAAGGACAACACCCAUUACUGGACCAAUUUUAUAAAACAAACGAACGCAAACACAAUCAACUCUACUCACCGACUCGUAGUAUUAUAUAUGUACUCCUAUAUGUAUCAUUUACAACAACAACAACUUUACAACGCAACUUUUUGGAUACACAUAUCUUUGAAUCAGCAAUAAGAGAAGCAACAGGAACUGUAGAAGGGGCCACUGUAAAAAGGAGGAAAAAGGAACGAAACAAAAAGAAGGAAAAAGGGCCACGACUCCCACAUACCCCUAAUACCAAAAUAAAUCCCAAAAACUAGCCAGCAAAAUUGGUCAAAUGUUAUGUUGUGGCUUCUGCUGUGGCAACAUGUCAAAACGAGACUACAAGGUGGCCACAACGGAUGGCAUCGAACUGGAGCCGCUGGGAGGCGAAAAGAGUGAGAAGGAAAAGGAUAAGGAAAAACAAACAAAUGGCGUCACAUUUGGUGGGGAAUCGAGUGGCGGCCGCCAGACCCGCACCGGUGUUGCCGUCUGCUCGCAACGUCGCGCCCUCCUCGUCGCCGGCAUCGUACUGGGAUCCCUGCUCCUGACGGCGAUUAUCAUUGCCUACGCUGGACCGCAAAAUGACUGUUCGUGUGCGGCUAAAACGACGUCUGGCUAUGAAACGGAUGAAGAGAACAACACACAGCCAUUCAAUCCGAUUGCAACAAACGGGGAGCCCUUCCCCUGGCUCGAGAAAACUCUGCCCACAAGUGCACGUCCGAUGCGCUAUAUGGUGACCAUACACCCCAACCUGACGACGCUCGACGUGAAAGGUCAAGUAACCAUCGAUCUGUUCGUGGAGAAGGAAACAAAUUUUAUUGUGCUGCACAUACAGGACCUCAACGUGACGGAGAAGGCCAUUGUGACGAGCGGGCCAAAGGGCUAUGCGCUAAAGAUUGUUAAGGUGCUGGAGUUUCCGCCACGCCAACAAUUGUACAUUGAAGUCAAGGAGAGACUGAAGAAGAAGUCCAAUUAUACAUUGAACUUGCGUUGGUAUUCCAAGCUGAGCCCCGAACCGGAAGGUUUCUAUGUAGACCAGUACGAGAGCUCCAAUGGACUGGAACGCCUGCUUGCAGCCACUGUCUUCAGGCCGAAUGGAGCACGCAAAGCCUUCCCCUGCUUCGAUGAGCCGCACGUGCGAGCACCCUUUCGCAUCUCCGUAUUUCGCGAUCGCUUCCAUAUAGGUCUUUCCAACUCGAUAGUACAUACGACAGAAGAUGUGGGCUUCUAUAUGGGCACAGGCUUGCUACGCGACGACUUCAUAGAGACGCCGCCACUGCCGGCCGAUGCUGUGGCCUGGGUUGUCAGUGAUUUCCAGCGCGAGUCGCUGCAACCCUCUGCUGCCUAUAUACCGACCACAGUGGCACCGGCCACUGCCGCAGGGGCCAAGAAGUCCGCCCAGAUGAACAACUACACGCAGCUGAAGAGCAAGAAUCCACCGGUACGCAACAUCACUGCCCUCACACAUUCUCUUAAUGUGAAUCUGACGCCACGUCACAAUGCAACGACAACCACAGCGCUGCCUACAAUUCUGAAUGGGAAUGGUAAACCCUCGAAUUUGACCGCACUAUCCCAAUCGAUGGGCUCGUCCAUCAAACGCGCACCCUCGUAUACCUUCUAUGCGCCGCGAGAUCUACUGCCGCGAUCCUCGUUCAUAUUGCACACAUCGCGGGAUGUGCUGGAGUAUUUGCAAACCUGGUUGGACAUCAGCUAUCCCCUUACAAAAGUGGACUUUGUGGCACUGCCUUCGCUGGAUCGCAAUCUCAUCUCCUCGUUGGGUCUGGUCACGUUGAAGACUUCGUUUCUCACCGAUCCCGAUUCCAUUACCACGGAGCAGUAUCAGUUUAGUGCUCUGCGCAUAGCCGAGGCCAUGGUGCGUCAGUUCUUUGGCGGCAUAACCUCCCGUAAGGUGCUGAAGGAUGUCUGGCUGUGGGAGGGACUCAUACAGUAUCUGGGCAUACACGCCCUCUCCCCACUCCAGGAGAGUUGGCCGCUGCGCGAGAUGUACCUGCUGAAGAUGGCCACCGCAGCGUUGGACAUUGAUGCCAUACAGGGCUGGGACAGCAUUAUGAAUGGCACGAGCCAUGAUGGCAACAACGAGGAGUUCUUUGUGCAGAAGACAGCGGCCAUAUUCUCAAUGCUGCACACCGCCAUUGGCGAGGAUCGCUUCCGGGGCUGCCUGGGUUCUUUCCUAAAGCUCAAUCGCUUCAAGACGGCCGAACCCUCAGAUUUGUGGACCAUAUGCACCAAGAAAGCGAACGGCUCGAAGAAUAUCAAGGACAUGAUGACACUGUGGACACAUCAGCCGGGCUUUCCACUGCUCACUGUCACCAAAAUGGGCAACAGCGUCUCCAUAGCGCAACGUCCCUUCAAACCAGCCGAUUUUCUAGCCAUACACGACGACUCGUACGAUGGCAACAAUUACAAUCAAACCACAUUGAAUGCCACGGAUAUGCCGAGCACGGUAGCACCAACACCGGCUAGUAAGCACAAAGGACCUGCACCCAUGAAGUGGAUAUUUCCGGUCACCUAUGUCACGGACAUUAAUAAUGCCAGCGAGACGCUGUGGAUGCAAAAUGUUGAUGUUACCUUCAACGUGCCGGAGAAUGUCAAGUGGAUCAAGGUAAAUGCCAUACAGAAUGGCUACUAUCGCGUGGUCUACAACGAUGACAACUGGGCCAGUCUUAUAGAGGAACUCUCUAACAAUCCGAAACGCUUCACCAGCGAGGAUCGCAUUGGUUUGUUGUCGGAUGCGUUCACCCUUUGCCACGCCAACUUGUUGCCCUGCGAGAUUACCAUGAACAUGAUACAAUAUUUACCCAGCGAGACGCAUUAUGGUCCCAUGGCCUUGGCAUUGCGACAUCUGGAGAAAUGGCGACGCAUUCUCAAAUACUCGGAGUGCUUUCUCAUGCUAUCCGAAUUUAUCAAAAUGAAAAUAUCCACGGUUAUGGAGAAAGUGGGCUGGACCGAUGAGGGAGAUGUAGCCAUUAGACUUAUGCGUCCUGAGGUGCUGCUAGCUUCAGUACUAUGGGAGGACAUUGAUAGCAUAACGAAGGCUAAGAACAUGCUCAAUCAAUUUCUCUACUAUAAUGGUUCGGCCAUACCGCCAAAUUUGCGCGAGGUCGUCUACACCGGUUCCAUACUGUCCGGUGAAUACAUUUACUGGCAACAUUGCUGGGAGCGCUUUGUUGCGCUGCAUCGCACCUCAGAGACCUUUGUGGAGCGCAUGCAGCUGCUGCGCGCGUUGGGCCGCACCAAGGACGCCUGGCUGCAGAAUCGUCUGCUCUCACAUGUCACCAUGCUGCCCACCGAUGAGGUGGUGCAGGUGCUCAAGGCCAUAGCAGGCACUCCGACGGGCGGCGCCAUGGCCUGCCGCUUCCUGCAGGCCAAAUGGUUUGAGCUGGAGAAGCGCCUAGGUCAGGGCACCUUGAGUUUCGCCAAAGUGAUAUCGGCCAUCACACAGUAUGGCGCCACGAAGUUCGACUAUGACGAGCUGAAAUCGCUGGUGCAUCGAUUUGGACGUGGCCAUGGCAUGGCAGUCUUGAACAUGACGCUCAGCAGCGUGGCCUCCAACGUGGAGUGGGUGGCCAGAUCCCAGACAGCGCUCUACAAAUGGGUGGAGAGCAAUUUGCACUCACAUUGAUGGGGCUUAUCGACUGUUGGCUGGAGGACGGCAUUGUUUAUUUUCUGGUUCAGCUGCUGCACUGCUGCAUGCCUUUCAGUAAAAUAUUUUGAUUUAGAUUGGAGUAAACGACUACUUGCUGCAUUUCCUCAUUUGUAAUUAUGUUCCUUGCAAUGACAAACACUGACACACAUACACACACAUACACUAAAUAAUCAAAUUAGAGAAAUCGAAUUCGUAUUUAUUUUAAAAACCAGAAGACACUAUGAAAUAAUAAUUACCAUAUCAUAUGCCAUACACUUGUGACUCAAGAAGGACAGAUCUCGGUUAGUUGACUCUUACUUUGAACGCCAUUAUAAGACGACAAACUCUUUUUGUUGGGAAAGUAAAGCAAAUUGUAUCUAUAUAUAACAUUCUAGUAAGUAUCCUAAACAAGAGAAUUAAUAUUAAUGUAUUAGAAGAACAACAGCAACAACACACCAAGCUCUUAUAGUAUAUGUAUAUGAAAACUUAUAAUACACUUUUCUAUUGUCUACAACUGAACAUGAUGGAUAUAUCUAUAUACUGUAUAUGUACAUAUAUUUUACAAACACAUACAUAUUUAAAAAACAAGCAAAUUUGUAAUAAGCGAGAUCAUAUUUUUUCAAAAAACCCAAACAAACAAAAAACAACAAAGA